CUUCGGUAAGGUCUGCUAAAUGGGCCACAGUUGUCGCAGCUCAUCAGGGGUGAGCAGCUGAUGGGACCAGACAGACAGACAGACAGACAGACAGACAGACAGACGGGCUGUUGUCGCUCUGCUGCACUUGCCUGCUGUGCAGGAGCAAAAUCAAACUCCUGCCUCAGACUAAACAACAAAGCAGAGCAGAGGAGUAAGUCUUUAACACAGCAUUGUUUUUUACUUUGCAUAACCGACUGGAUUUUGGACGCCAUGGUCAAGCAGCGACGCGUCAGAGCGCGCUCCUGCUGCGCAGCUGUUGCGCCUCUUUGUAGCAGGAGAGGACCCCGACAGACUUUGACAGAGCCCGCCAUCUUCGCCAGGGAGACCAGUUGUGAUUGUCGCGCCCCUCAUGAGAAGCUCAGCAUAACUCAGGCCCGCAGAGGCACACCAGUGGACCGGCCGGUCAGAGUCUACGCAGAUGGCAUCUUUGACCUGUUCCACUCUGGACACGCUCGUGCUCUCAUGCAGGCCAAGAACCUCUUCCCCAACACCUACCUCAUAGUAGGAGUGUGCAGUGACGAGCUGACCCACAAAUACAAGGGUUUCACCGUCAUGACGGAGAUUGAGCGCUAUGAAGCACUGAGACACUGCCGCUAUGUCGACGAGAUCUUGAGAGACGCGCCCUGGACUCUCACACCCGAGUUCCUAGAGAAACACAAGAUCGAUUUUGUGGCUCACGACGAUAUCCCAUACUCCUCAGCAGGAAGUGAGGACGUCUAUAAACACAUCAAGGAGGCAGGGAUGUUUGUGCCGACACAACGGACAGAGGGAAUCUCGACAUCUGACUUAAUUACCAGAAUCGUCAGGGACUAUGACGUCUACGCCCGGCGCAACCUCCAACGUGGCUACACAGCCAAGGAGCUGAACGUCAGCUACAUCAACGAGAAAAAGUAUCGUCUGCAGAACCAAGUGGACCGGAUGAAGGAGAAGGUUCGCACGGUCGAGGAGAAGAGCAAACACUUUGUUUACCGCGUGGAGGAGAAGAGUCAUGACCUCAUUCAGAAGUGGGAAGAGAAAUCCAGAGAGUUUAUCGGCAACUUCUUAGAACUUUUUGGACCCGACGGGACUUGGAAACAGGUGUUUCAGGAGCGCAGUGGACGAAUGCUGUCCUACGCUCUGUCCCCCCGAGAGUCGCCCUGCAACAGCCCUCCUCGCGAACUGUCCCCCCUGCGCUCCCCCUCACCCCCGUCUCCCCCCGCCCGCUGGCACAAUGCACGGCCAUCGCCCCCGACCUCCCCUAAAGGAGCGUCUGCCUCUAUAAGCAGCAUGAGCGAAGGGGAUGAAGAUGAGAAGUAGAUGAACUCUUGAACGCACGAAUACUCACACACACACACACACACGGUUCACUCACAGUACACUGCCUGAAAACUACUCACAGACACACACACACACACACACACACACACACACACACUCCUACAAACACUGGCCGGUACUAAAACUGUUCACCUCAAGGAUGUGCAAGGCAGACGGUGAUCGUGGGAAAUGAAGCUCAUUCUGUGCUGCAGAGCUAAGAAGCCAUCGCUGUCUCUGUUGUCUGGGCAGCCGAGUGGAGAGGACGAGGAUUUAUGUACACAGUUUAUGUACACAUUUCUGUACACAUAUCAUGAGACGGUCCAGGAUGCUUUGCAGCAUCUUUCAAAGGAUUUGCUUCGGAUUGUCCAGUGCUGAAAGAGACUGUCCGACAGCCUGUUCAUAAUAUCACCUCUUUGCUUUUGGUCCUCUUCUGUUUAGUUUGCCCCCCCUUUUUUUUUCUUUCAAAGAUGCCAAGAUUUCCUGUAACUACUGUGACUGCUAGACUUGAGUAGGCAUAGAAGUUACAGACGCUGUGUGUGACAUUGAGUGCAUCAACGGGAAUUGGAUUCACUCCUCACUUUGUAUGUUUGUGUUUGUCAAAUUGAGAUUUAGGAAUUAACCAACAGACGUUUUGCACCAUUUCAGCAUAAAAGCUCGGAGAGGAACCCCAAAAUCAGCGACCCAGAAUCCUUGAUUCACUCAUUCCCACGCCGCCGGUAUGACCACUUAACCACAAAGACAACUUAAAACCUAUCCCAGAGAAAUGAUGACCUCAGUUUAAGUCAAACUAUUUAAUCCUGGAAAGGCUGCUUCAUAAAACGCGUCCAUUAAUAUCUCAGCCUUUCGGAAAGCUUCUGAUCUGUAAAAUGCCUGUUAGAUAGUCCCAAAUACUUUGAUUGUGAUGAGACAGCCUUCACGUAUUAGCUUCUUGAAUGUAAACACUUUGAGACCACACAGUAGGGAGUAAGCGUAAUCACUCUAACACACAAGCCCCUAGUCACCGCAGUCGUCCAGUAGGCCACACAAAUACCACGUCUCGUCACGAUCGACAAGUAGGAACGUUUGUGGAUUUUCUGCGUUUAAGAGCCAUGCAUUUACUUCUUCGGUUUUCCAUGUUUUCUUCUCUUGAUGUUUAGCAGACAUUCUUGCUCUCUGGAAUAUGAUGUCAGCUGUUAAUCGAACCCGGCGAACUUGGAGAUACAAGCCUUCCUCUAGGACUCUGAUAAUACUUGAAAUAAACAAAAAUCGAAGCCCUCCAGGUGAACUGUCAGGUCCUCAUAAAGCCGGAACAUCAUCCCAGUGUUUUACUUGCAAUUACUGGAAAUGUUAAUAAUGACUUCUUUUUUUUUUUGGCUCCGAUCUGCAUGCUCAUGCCAGGCCGGAGCAGACCUCUCUUCCAGCCCAACGAUACAAUAAAUACCCUAAUGCAAUGUAGAGAUGUCCUGUACGCAAUACAUGUUAAUCUGCACUAUGUGUACAAACUUUGGGAAUGUGUGUCUUUUUUUAUUUUUUAAACUUUAAUGUUCAGACGGCUUGAUAUGUAAAUAAAUCAGAACUCUAUAACUGAA
Molecule: messenger RNA, 2906 nt
Organism: Acanthopagrus latus (yellowfin seabream)
Lineage: Eukaryota; Metazoa; Chordata; Actinopteri; Spariformes; Sparidae
Gene: pcyt1ba
Product: phosphate cytidylyltransferase 1, choline, beta a
Exons: 8
Coding region: 61-1338 (425 amino acids)
Biological process (GO): CDP-choline pathway
Molecular function (GO): phosphatidylcholine binding; choline-phosphate cytidylyltransferase activity
Source: RefSeq, a predicted model, not a curated record